AUGGCAAUCAGUGAAGGCACAAUGGUGGAAGGAAUCCACUGUGUCCCAGAUUUAGUUGAGUUGAUGCCAAAGCAGCAUGAUAUACCAAGAGCAUGGCUGCGUAUAGUGGUUCACGAAGGAAGAAAUCAUGAAGUCAGGGAAUUAGUGAAAAAUGUUGGGCUUGAGGUUGAUUCAUUGAAGCGUGUCCGUAUAGGUGGAGUCAGACUUCCUUCAGAUCUUGGGUAA
Molecule: messenger RNA, 225 nt
Organism: Arabidopsis thaliana (thale cress)
Lineage: Eukaryota; Viridiplantae; Streptophyta; Magnoliopsida; Brassicales; Brassicaceae
Product: Pseudouridine synthase family protein
Exons: 3
Coding region: 1-225 (74 amino acids)
Biological process (GO): RNA modification; pseudouridine synthesis
Molecular function (GO): pseudouridine synthase activity; RNA binding
Source: RefSeq, marked reviewed